Molecule: messenger RNA, 1986 nt
Organism: Aaosphaeria arxii CBS 175.79
Lineage: Eukaryota; Fungi; Ascomycota; Dothideomycetes; Pleosporales
Exons: 2
Coding region: 1-1986 (661 amino acids)
Source: RefSeq, a predicted model, not a curated record
AUGGAGUGCACUAGCGACUCCCAGCCUGGCUGCACCAAGCCCACUGUCGUUCCAACCGCAGCCAUUGCUAUUGCCGUCAUUGUGCCCGUCGUCAUCGCCGCGUGCGUCUUCCUGUGGCUCCAUCAGAGGCAUAAGAGGAAGUUGAGGGAGGAGGAUGCAAAGGACAAGUACAAGUCCCUCGACUUUGGUAUGGGUCUACCUGGUGGACCCCGAGGAAAGCAAGGCGGUAAACGCCCACCGGAAAUGGCUUUGACCGAGAAAUCCCUACAUCGAGGCAAGGGGAUGUCCAUGGAUCUGGAUGUCAGCAGUCCUUAUAUCCUCCCAGCAGGCUUGCACGGAUCUCGCGAAUCUUUCCACUCCCUCUCCCGUUCUAUGCACGACCCGAACGACCCAUACCGCCCAGUGAACUUCUUGAAAGACGAUGCUAGCGUCCACAGCCCAACUCGAGCCUAUCGACAUGACAAUGGGUCCAUGUACACCACAUCCAGUGCCGGAACCGAUAAGGAUAGAAUGAACAAUAGCCUCUUGCAGAAUGCAUCGAGAAUGUCCCAGUCCUUCCCUCCGCGCGGAGAGUCUAUGUCGCCAUCGGAAAAACGCUACCCUGAGAUCAAGUUCCCAGAACCUACAGUGUCCCCCCGGAGCCCCCUUCAUCCUGAUGGCCCUCAUCCACCACCGCCACCAGCACCGCCAGCUGCAGUUGUCGAGCGAAAGCCCGUUGAACAGCCAAGUGAAUACACUGCAUUUAGGCCUACCCCUGUUGCCGAGCCGGUUGCACCUGUAAUGAACGAGGGUUUACCUCCCGUUCAAGAAUCUACAGCUCCUAGCAAAACCUCACCCAGUCCCCCUCCUUUCCCUCGAAUCCAAUCUCAGGAAGCGGUGGUCCAGACCAAUCCAAACACAAUGAGCUACCUGAGCACUUCGAGCUACGGCGACGGGUUUCAGAUAACACCUCCGUCGCCACCCCAUGGACACUUGCGCCGUUUGUCGGAAGAAGGUCCACUUGCCCCUGCACCUUUGAGACCUCAAAAUGAGGGGACCCACAACGCUGGACUUGGUAUUGAAAACCCCCAUGCGAAUGCGAACCGAUUGUCUAUGAGCCUGCGCCCGUUGCCGCCAGAUGACCCCAAUGACAACCCCGAACAACGAGCAAACCGUAUCCGCUCAUUCUACAAGGAGUACUUUGAUGAUUCGAAACCAGAACCUGUUGGCGGCCAUGUGUACAAUGAUUAUUACGAAGACUACGGAUCGGAAUUCCAGGACGGCGCAGUGUUUGACCCCCAUUCUGGUGCAUUCGUCGUUGCUCAACCGCAAAUGCCCUUCUCUCAACCUGUCACUAGACGUGCGAUGACUCCUCCUCCUCGCGCACCUCCAAGGUUCCGUAGCGGCAGCAACCCUGCUCCACGUGGUCCGCACAUGUCUAACAGUUCUAUGGCUUCCUCCAAGCACUAUCCACCGCGAGGGAUGUCGUCCAUGAGCGGACGCCUGCCACAACCUAGGCGACCGAUGCCACCCCCGUCGGCGCUCAACUCCUUGCCUACUCCUGCUAAGCUCACGGAAGAUUCGAUGCUUUUCAAUGCAGCAGAUUUCGCACCCCCUGUGUCCAUUAGGGAUUUGCAGAAUGGCAUGAGGCCUGAUAGUCCUCUGGGAGCGCCUCGCCCAUACAGCCCAGCCGUCAGGCCGCACACACCUCUCGUCAGUUCCUUCGACGAUCUCGCAGCAUUGCCCAGCCCACAUAUGCUUCGUAAGUCUGGUACCUUCAUGGCGUUAGACUUUGCACCUCCAGCGCGUAUUCGUGACCCUGCCGGCUCGAAUAUGUCCGAUGCAGGCUCGAUCCGCUCCAAUCGCUCGGGCAUUUCUUCCGCUGGAAGGAUGGCAGUACGAAACGGGGCCUACCGUGUCAGCAGAAUACCCAAGGAGGUUGUCGGCACCAAGGACGAUAUCAUGGAAAGCCUGCGCCCGCAGAUGAACUUGGUCAGCAAAGGAUAG